AAGAACAGAGCAUUAGCGCCGCGCUUCCAAGUUGAUUCUGUGGAGGAAAAAAAAUCAGCGGAGAAGAUGGCCGCCCUCCCUUCGAAUGGCAUUCUGAUCGGCGACAAGACCUACUCGGGCGUCAUGAUCUCCCUGGAGAACUGCCUGAUCUCUGAGGAGAAGUGCGCCCUGACUCCGUCUAUCCUGGACGGCCUGGACCUGGACACCGAGACCGACCUGCGCUGUGUGGGCUGCGAGCUCAUCCAGGCAGCCGGCAUCUUACUCCGGGUGCCUCAGGUUGCCAUGGCUACCGGGCAGGUUUUAUUUCAACGGUUCUUCUACACCAAAUCCUUUGUGAAGCAUUCAAUGGAGCAUGUUGCAAUGGCCUGUGUCCAGUUGGCAUCCAAAAUUGAGGAGGCACCAAGACGUGUUAGAGAUGUGAUUAAUGUGUUUCACCGGCUGCGACAGCUGAGAGAAAAACAGAAACCGACGCCAUUGAUCUUGGAUCAGGAGUAUGUUAACUUGAAAAACCAGAUCAUUAAAGCAGAGAGGAGAGUCUUGAAGGAAUUGGGUUUUUGUGUUCACGUCAAGCAUCCUCACAAGAUCAUCGUAAUGUAUCUCCAGGUAUUGGAGAGUGAAAAGAAUUCGCAUCUUGUCCAAACUUCAUGGCUAGCCUCUGAGGGUAAGUGACUAAGACUUCUCCUCUGCUGUCCAAGCGCUUUGGUGCAGGGAUAGCUGCCGUCUUCAGUCAAUCCCAA
Pelobates fuscus (common spadefoot toad) is the source of this 737-nucleotide messenger RNA. RefSeq names its product cyclin-L2-like. The record is from RefSeq and is a predicted model, not a curated record. Gene Ontology annotation, biological process: regulation of transcription by RNA polymerase II. The transcript is spliced from 6 exons. Gene Ontology annotation, cellular component: nucleus. Bases 67 to 669 code for a protein of 200 amino acids. NCBI's taxonomy places the organism in Eukaryota, Metazoa, Chordata, Amphibia, Anura, Pelobatidae. Gene Ontology annotation, molecular function: cyclin-dependent protein serine/threonine kinase regulator activity.